Molecule: messenger RNA, 4770 nt
Organism: Ahaetulla prasina
Lineage: Eukaryota; Metazoa; Chordata; Lepidosauria; Squamata; Colubridae
Gene: C3H1orf210
Product: chromosome 3 C1orf210 homolog
Exons: 7
Coding region: 280-1365 (361 amino acids)
Molecular function (GO): protein binding
Source: RefSeq, a predicted model, not a curated record
AAUAGAAUAGAAUAGAAUAGAAUUUUAUUGGCCAAGUGUGAUUGGACAAGCUGGAUCAGAAUGGAAGAAGAUUUAAACAAAAAAAAGUAUAUAAUACCAAAGCAGAAUAAUAAACUGAGACUAGAAAUAUGACAGAGAUGGUGAGACGAGAUGGGGGGGGAAGGCACCUGCCACUCCCCUAGUGCACAGAUCCAGGAAGGAAGAGCGCCCGGGAGAAAGCAGAGGAGCACACCCAGAGAGAGCCUGGCAUGAGCUCUGAGGUGUUUUUUUUUAAGCAAAAUGAAAAAUAUUUGGUACCUCUGGAUCUCCAGCAUCCUCUUGCCAUGGUCUGUGAUAUCUGGACAUCCUUGUAACAUUGAUAAAAUGGGACAGGCUGUCUGCAGUGGAAAAAGCCUCCUCCAUCCACCCAAUUUUCUUCCCAGACAUAUUACCAUUCUAGAUCUAUCUUUGAAUUCUCUGACGAUGCCCAAGCACGGACCUUUUCUGAGCAGCUUCCCUUCCUUACAUUCCCUAAAUCUUUCCAGCAAUAGCAUUCCUACCCUUUCUUCCUCUCUGUUCUGUAACCUUGGUGCUCUUCGGCUUUUGGAUCUAAGCAGCUGUGACAUUUCUUAUGUGCACCGAAUGAGCUUCCGAGGUUUGAAAAGCCUUCAGGCUCUACAUUUGAACAACAACAAACUUCAGUCUCUGGACCUCUCCAUUUUUCCUGCCUCUGGAAUCCUUGUUCAUCUAGAUCUGCAAAACAAUGAACUGCCCUGCGGACAUGAGCUUGUGCAGUUAAAUGUGCAAAGAAUCCGCCAUAUCAAACUUCAGGGGAACCCUUCAGUGUGCAGUGAUUCCCUAACUCCUAUCCAACAAGCAGUGCUGGAAAAAGAAGAACUCCAGACUCAAGAAAUCAGAACUUCAGAUUAUGAGACUGUGAGCCACAGAAGAAAACUUCAGUUCCUUCAUAUUGUAGCUACGAAGACGCCAUCACCAUUAGAAAAUACUACAGCAGCUAUUACUACACCUUCUACUGUAACAGCUAGGAAAAACUGGAUCUACUUUGCUGGUUUUGUGCUUUUGGCUAUCACCAUCUCUCUCCUGAUUGCAUUGAUUGUCAAAUGCAAAUUGCUGCAGAAAAAGCAUGCCAGCUAUCAUCAUCAACGGUUGCCCGAUUCUCGCUCCAUUGGAAGCAGCCAUAUUGAAGAAGGGGACAUGGACAUGACGUAUGGGAGGAACCAACCAAUAAGUGGAGCUUCUGAGUGCUAUCCAGAGGAUGAUGAUGGUUUCAUAGAAGAUAACUAUAUUGUGCCCAAUCAAGACUUGAAGGAGGAAGAGGAGGAUCUGGAGUUGGAACCUCAUUUCAAAGUUGGAAGAUCCUUUUAGGAACAGAAUUCAGUUUGUUAUGUGCUCCAGUUUGUGCAUAGAGCCUAUUUCAUUUUAGAGGUUCCUAAUACUUUCAUAAUAGUAGGAAACUGAUAAUGAGCCCAAAGGCAAAUUUGACUCUGGGCAAAGAGGUCAGCUGCAUGCCUGCAGUGGUUAGAGCUUAGUAUGUUUUCCUGAAUAUUAGUCCAGUGGAAGUCUGAGUUCUCUCUUACACACUCAACCCGUUCUCUUGCUUGUGCACAUACACCCAGACAGAGACAUAUGUAGUUCAUUUUUUGUACUUGCUUUUCUUGUAUACAUACAUCAACCACAAUUUUUUAGAGCUUACUUUAGAACUGGUGGAGAUUUUGAAAGAGUCUGGAGCAUAGGAAAUAAUUUUUCAAAUGAACUGCAGCAUUUGGCAGGAGCAGUUUGUCCUUCAUGACCUUGCCCUAAAACCCCACAUGUGCCUUGAUAUCAACUGAUUGUUUUUUAAAAGCUUGAUUGCCAUGUGGGUUAGGGAAAAACUAUUUCAAAGCAGCUGGUGGGAAGGACUUUGCCCCUGGGCCGCAUUAACCAUCUUCCAUAAAUGCUAUGCAUCUCAUUGAAGAAGUUUCCCCAACCUUAUCACAGCUAGUGAGUGCUACCUGUGGGUGUGGGAAGCUUAAAUGAUUGCCACAAAAUGAUACAAACAAAAACCAAGAGAUCUAAACUGAUGUUAUAAUAAUAGUUUGAGAUUCUCCUUUUUCCUGAAAACUCACUGAUUUACUAAAAGGAAUUUGGAGCAAGUGCUUCAUUGCUGUUACUAACCUUUCUUUAUUACAGUAGUUAUUUAUAGCAUAAUUGUGACAUCCUGACAACUGUAGUUUUACUUUUUGCCCCUCUGACGCUGGCCUUGCUUUAUAUUAAGGACAAUAAUUAUACUAUCUGUCCUGGUCAGUGGUGGGAUUCAGCUGGUUCUCUCCAGAUUGCGUGAACCAGUAGCGGUAUUGCGGGAGGCUCCGCCCACCCACCUGGUUGUAAUACGCGACUACUGCACAUGUGCAGAGUGGCACAUACAUUCACAUUUGCGAACCAGUAGGUAAGUGAAUCCCACCUCUGGUCCUGGUGUUGGCUAUAUAGGGAGUCCUUAACUUACAACUAUUCAUUUAGUGAACAUUCAAAGUUACAAUGGCACUGAACAAAAAUGACUUACAUUUUUCCCAUUUAUGACUGUCACAGCAUCCCCACAAUCAUACAAUCAAAAUUCAGGUGCUUGGCAAUCGGUACAUAUUUAUAAUGGUGGCAGCAUCCCAGGGUCAUGUGAUCUCCAUUAGCAACCUUUCCCAGCCAGUUUUUUCCAAGUAAAGUCAAUGGGAGAAGCCAGAUUCGCUUAAUGACAGCAUGUUUCACUUAAUUGCACUGAUUUGUUUAAGGACCAUGGCAAGCAAGGUUCUAAAAUUGGGUGUGACUCAUCUAACAAUUGCCUUUCUUGGAAAUUCUGGCUUCAAUUGUGGUCGUAAGUCGAGGACUACUUGCACCACAAAAUAUCCACCAAUUGCAAAAAACCAAGGAGAGUUAGGAUUCUCAUGCCAGCAUCAUUCAAAUGCUGUGCUAUGAUAACAAUUACUACUACAAUAACCCAGCAGUGAAAUCUAAAAACUUUCACUACCGGUUCUGUGGCCGUGGCUUGGUGGUCAUGGUUUGAUGGUCAUGUGACCAGGUGGGUGUGGCCAACUUGACAUCACUCACUGUUAGAGCCAGGAGCUGCACAUUCUGAAGCACAUUCUCUGGAAGGGCAGGCGGGUCGCGGACAUUCAAGUGCUGCUGCACAUGUCCGUGGCCCCCCUGCCUUCCCAGAGUACCACCAAGCAGCCGCCUUUUGCUUUCUUCCUUCUCCCGCCAUGAAAUGAAGGAAAACGGUGGCGGGGUUGCUUCGGGAGGUUGCUUCAGGCAGGCGGACAUCUGCAGUCAGGCGGUGAGGGAGGGUGGCAAGAGCAGCGAUGGUGGCCCUUUCCACACGCAGCACACAGAGGUGGCGAAGGCGGGCAAGGCAGCUCCGAUGAGCCUGUUGCUGUGGAGGCACGGCGAUCCACAGGGGGCAUUGGCAUGGCUGCAUAUCCUCUCCGCCUGCGCCAUGUUCUGCUCCAGCCAGCUGCACGACUACAAGUGUGGCAACCUGCUCUUUGGGAAGAUGAAGGGCUACCUGCAGUGGCCCGCCCAGGUAAGCACCACCACCCAGGCCGAAAGAAAGUGUUGUGGGCUCCGCAGUAGCAUGGCUGGGCCUGGCCCAGCCCGCGCGGUGGGCUGCUGCCCCGCUGGCAGCUUCAGCCCCUCUUGCUACGCUUCUCCACUGCCAAGAAGCGGCACCGCGGCUGAGCCUCCUUCCCCUGGAGCGCGGGACUCCGUGGGCCAAGUUCCUGGAGAUGCGCCAGCAGGUAGAUGGCCAGGUGCGAAUCCAGUGGGCUGCCUUGGAGCCCAAAGCCCCACAGAGCCGGCAUGGGAAGAAGACAGCCUUUUCUGCAGCAUCUCCCUCCCCUCUUUGGAUCACCCUGCAAGGGGGGGGGCUCUGCCUUUGCAGAAAUGGGGCAGGCACAUGUGCAGCAACCCAGGGAUGUCUACUUGCCAACCCAGAGCACCACCGCCACUCCUCUCAGCCCCAGCUCAGCAUCUGAAUUUCUACCAAGGGCCAACUGCUCACCCACUGACUGGGAUGGACCUCGGAAGGCAAACAGGGGCAGCAUGGAAGGCAGGCAAGCAUGGCAGGCUCCCUUCCCUGCAGAUCCCUUCCCCACAGCCCUGCCAUGCUUGCAUGCCUUCCAUGUGGCCUUCCACUUGCCUGCCUUCGCAAGCUGCCAGGAAGGCAGGGAAGGCAUGGUAGGACUGCGGGCCGUGGACUGGUUCAGAGGCGUGGCCAGCCAGUGAUUGCUACCGGUUCAGCGAAACCAGCCCCAAUCUCCACUACUCGUUCUCCCGAACUGGUCCGAACCGGUAGCAUUUCACCUCUGCAAUAACCUCAGUGUUAUUGCUUGACAGUAUACAAAAACAAGCAAAAUUUCCCUGGUUUCCACUGUUGGUCACAUGUUAGAAUACUGUAGUAGACAUUAAACAACAAAGAGAAUGAUGCAAGUACAAUAAGAAGAAAGUAUCUAAUGCUCUAAAAUCACCAGGUUUGUCUUCUGACAGCCAUAGUCUGUGGAUUGAGAUGGAGAUGUGUUUUUUAGUCUUUUUUUCUAAUCAUAUUGCAAAGUGAUAGUAACCAGUAGAUUUGCUUGGUAUGUAAAGAUUGCGUGGGAAUUCUGCAACAUUCACUGUACAUUCGCUUCUCAUUGUGUAUGCAAUAUUUAUGACUGAGUAAAUUUUCCCAUGCAUGGUUGGUAAGAUCUAAUUAAGCAUCAUCAAUUUCUGUAUGAUGAAAAAUCUGAUAUAAUGGAUUUGUAAAAAAUU